Messenger RNA from Rotaria sp. Silwood2, 300 nucleotides. NCBI's taxonomy places the organism in Eukaryota, Metazoa, Rotifera, Eurotatoria, Philodinida, Philodinidae. The record is from the annotation of a GenBank genome assembly.
AUGAGUGAAUGUGCUGGAAGUUCAACGAACAAUUACACAAGAAAUUAUGUUACUAUUAAUGACGCUGAUGCAAAUACAUUAGCCAACGCAAUUGUGAUAGCAAUGAGAAUGAAUGAUGGAAAUCGAAUCCAGCAACGUGAAUCUGGUGCUAAAGAUAUUGCAAGUGCUGUUAUAAUGGCUCUCAGUACAACAACCAGGAGAACAAAUACAUUAACCACAACAACAGCACAUAUGCCAUUGCGUGCAUCUAGCACGAUGGGAUUGACAAAUGAUAGUAUUAUUUCACCCCCUUAUCAUUAA